AUGAGCAACGACAGGGAAACCAUCAACAUGAAUGAUAUCACUGCUGCUCUCAAUGAAGAGGAACGAGAGGAGCUAGUCAAUGCUCUCAAGGGCAAGAUAAUUAGUCUGGGUGGUGGGCAGCACUAUGAGAUUCUUGAGAAUCUAUCCCCUAAUGUCAGGAACCGCGUUGAGGCUCUCAGGGAGAUUCAGGCUAAGCAUGAUGAAAUUGAAGCAAAAUUUUUUGAGGAGAGAACAGCUCUUGAAGCCAAAUACCAAAAUAUGUAUCAACCAUUGUACACAAAGCGCUAUGAAAUAGUAAAUGGGGUUGCUGAAGUGGAAGGGGUAGUAAAUGAACAGACAGCUGAUACUGAAGAAGGUGAAGAGAAAGGAGUGCCUUCGUUUUGGCUCAAUGCAAUGAAAAACAAUGACGUAUUAGCUGGAGAGAUUUCGGAGCGUGAUGAAGAUGCUCUCAAUUUUCUUAAAGAUAUCAAGUGGAGCAGGGUAGAAAACCCUAAAGGAUUCAAGCUUGAGUUCUUCUUUGAUCCCAAUCCUUACUUUUCAAAUUCUGUCUUGACAAAAACAUAUCAGAUGGUUGACGAGGAUGAACCUAUCUUGGAGAAAGCAAUUGGGAUGGAAAUUCAGUGGCACCCGGGAAAAUGCUUGACCCAGAAGGUUUUGAAGAAAAAGCCUAAGAAGGGUUCAAAGAAUGCCAAACCAAUUACCAAAACUGAAAAAUGUGAAAGUUUCUUCAAUUUUUUCAAUCCACCAGAAGUCCCUGAUGAUGAGGUCAUCAUUGAUGAUGAUUUGGCUGAGGAACUUCAGAAUCAGAUGGAACAAGACUAUGAUAUUGGGACUGCAAUAAGAGACAAGAUUAUCCCCCACGCUGUAUCAUGGUUUACUGGGGAGGCCAUUGACGGAGAGGGGUUUGAAGGCCUCACGCUUGAUGCUGGAGAUGAAGACAUCGAGGUGGAUGAUGAUGAUGAAGAGGAAGACGAAGAGGAUGAUGAAGAUGAGGAUGCUGAAGAUGAGAGUAAGACUAAAAUUAAGUCAUCAGCCAGUAAGAAGAGUGGAAACGCACAGGCCGGUGGUGUUCAGCAACAGGGUGAGCGUCCUGCAGAGUGCAAGCAGCAAUAGAUAUUUAUUUCUUCAGAGAGCUAUGCAGCUUAUAGUUGUUUUUUGGGGUUCCUAAGGUGCC
This is a messenger RNA of Gastrolobium bilobum, 1174 nucleotides long. RefSeq names its product nucleosome assembly protein 1;3-like. Gene Ontology annotation, molecular function: histone binding; chromatin binding. Gene Ontology annotation, biological process: somatic cell DNA recombination; nucleosome assembly. The transcript is spliced from 12 exons. Lineage: Eukaryota; Viridiplantae; Streptophyta; Magnoliopsida; Fabales; Fabaceae. The coding region runs from base 1 to 1113 and encodes 370 amino acids. The record is from RefSeq and is a predicted model, not a curated record. Gene Ontology annotation, cellular component: nucleus; chromatin.